CGUGCUAAGAACAGUGACGUUCAGUUUAUAACCUGCAAUAACGAAGUACCGGAUUUUGAUAUUUAUUUCGGUCUGGUUGGCAUUUAUCUUUGAUGUGAUAUUUAUGGGUUUAAAUUUUUGAAUUAAAGAAAGGUAUCUACUUUUAAAAGAUUAGUUUUUAUUCGAUUUGAAAUAAUUAUUGCCUUUAUAGGUUAUAAUAUAUUAGGUGUGUUUAAUCGUGUAACCUAACAUGUGCGUGUUUAUGUAUGCCGAAGCGUGAAAUAUUUUAAAUAAAUAUGUGAUACAUUCCAAAACAAUUUUAUUAAUAUAUAAACAAAUAUAAAACAUUUAAUGUACUCUAGCAAAGGUUUUUUGCGAACAGAAAAAGAAUUUGAAUUUUUAUCAAGAAUCAACCACAUGAUCUACCAUUUCAAGGUGUUUGUAUUCGUAGUAUAUACAUACGUCGUUUCGAUGCGGUUUAUUUUUGAUUGUGUAAUGGAAAGGGUCAAAUAGUCGUGGCCCUUCAAUAAAAGAUGGACACGAUCGACUGUCAACGUGAUAUAUCACGCGGUAUUUGUGAAGACAAUCUCUUUGCUGAUUGGUAGAACGAGAAAAAUACAUCUGCGUUCGAUUUGGCGAUUCCAGUGCAAAAGAAAAUCAACAUACAAGUAAUAUGGAGGUCAAUACAGUAGAAGUUCAAGAGGAGUGGAAAAGUAAAUCUCAUGGGAAAUUUUUUCGGAAAUUAGUGAAAAAACGAAUACCGAUUUUGAAAUGGUUGCCUAAUUAUAAUUCGGAAAAAUUUUUCAAUGAUGCGAUCGCUGGUGUCACUGUUGGACUCACCGUGAUGCCACAAGGAUUAGCUUAUGCGACUCUAGCCGGUUUGGAACCUCAGUAUGGACUCUAUUCCGCUUUUAUCGGUGCUAUAGUUUACGUCAUAUUUGGCUCUUGUAAAGAUAUUACGAUCGGUCCGACAGCACUGAUGGCUUUAAUGACCCAUGAAUAUGUUCAAGGAAGAAGUCCUGAUUUUGCCGUUCUUCUUGCAUUUUUAACUGGAUGUUUACAAUUACUAAUGGCCUGCUUGCAUUUAGGUGUCUUAAUUGAUUUUAUAUCCGUACCAGUGACCGUAGGGUUCACAUCGGCAACAUCUGUUAUAAUAGUGGCUUCCCAACUAAAAGGUCUUUUAGGAUUAAGAAUCACAUCCCUAGGAUUCUUGGAUACUUUGAUAAAAGUCUUUCAAAAUAUUCACCACAUAAGUCCUUGGGACAGUGUGAUGAGUUUCACCUGUAUUAUCAUUCUUUUAUCAUUUAGGAAAAUGAAGGACAUCAAAUUAUGUUCCGAUGAAAAAAAAGCAUCAACCUAUCAACGGAUACUGUCUAAAACAAUAUGGAUGCUUUCAACAGCACGAAAUGCUAUUAUCGUCAUUAUUUGUUCAGUAAUUGCUUACAACAUGAACACGUCCGAGUCUAAUAAUCCUUUUAUUCUAACUGGUAAAGUACGAUCCGGUCUUCCAUCGUUCGGUCCACCGCCAUUCUCAACUCAAGUUAACAAUCAUACCAUCGGCUUUAUGGAAAUGUGUUCAGAAUUAGGAACGUCCAUAGUAUUAGUUCCAAUUAUCGGAGUACUCGGCAAUGUAGCAAUUGCGAAAGCAUUCGCCAAUGGCGGCAAAAUUGAUGCCACGCAGGAACUUCUUACCUUGGGAAUUUGUAAUCUUCUUGGAUCCUGCGCCAGUGCAAUGCCCGUUACAGGUUCCUUUAGUAGAUCUGCGGUGAAUCAUGCUAGUGGUGUAAAAACACCGAUGGGUGGUUUGUACACUGGCGUACUGAUUUUGAUGGCUCUUAGUCUUCUCACUCCAUAUUUCUACUUUAUUCCAAAGGCAUCAUUAGCUGCAGUAAUUAUUUGUGCCGUUAUAUACAUGAUUGAGUACGAGGUCGUAAAGCUCAUGUGGAAAUCUAGCAAGAAAGAUCUCAUACCGAUGUUUGUUACUUUCCUUUUUUGCCUCAUUAUAGGAGUGGAAUAUGGAAUUUUAUUGGGCGUUGGUACUAAUUUGAUAUUUUUGUUAUAUCCAUCUGCACGACCAACUGUACACGUAGAUAAGUGUACCACUGACUCUGGAGCAGAAUAUCUUUUAAUUACUCCAGGAAAUAGCUUAUAUUUUCCUGCUGUAGAUUUUAUUAAACAAUCUGUUGGUGAUGCAGGAGUGAAGGAAGGUUCUAGUCAAUUGCCAGUAGUCGUUGAUUGUAGAUAUGUUCUAGGUGCAGAUUUUACAGCUGCUAAGGGUAUAGCUACGCUAAUUAGCGAAUUUAAUAAUCGUAAGCAAAGCCUAUAUUUUUUUAAUCCACGAUCAGAUGUUGUGACCGUACUAAAAGGUGCUUGCGGUGAAGAUUUUCAGUAUAUAUCUACUCAAGAAGAACUUUCGUACUUAUUGUCGACAAGUCAAGAUAAAUCAUCCCGACAAUUAUUAGAAAUAUCUAGAGAUAAAAGUAAUGAGCCAUUAUUGUUAAAUAAUUUAGGAAUUGUUCAUAGAAGUAAUCGAUCAUCAGCUCACGAGUUAAGUGAAGUUACAAGCACCCUAUUACAUGCUACGGCUAGUUGAAAUAUAAUUAUUUCAUAUAUAUGACAAUUA
Molecule: messenger RNA, 2602 nt
Organism: Vespula vulgaris
Lineage: Eukaryota; Metazoa; Arthropoda; Insecta; Hymenoptera; Vespidae
Product: sodium-independent sulfate anion transporter-like
Exons: 9
Coding region: 653-2572 (639 amino acids)
Biological process (GO): transmembrane transport
Cellular component (GO): membrane
Molecular function (GO): sulfate transmembrane transporter activity
Source: RefSeq, a predicted model, not a curated record